AUGUCUUCAUCGGAAGUCGUCCAGUUCAUCGUCACUGUACGUGAACAGACGUCCAAGCUCAUUGCUGAGCUCCCUGAUCAGCCCUUGACACUCCCAGAGACGCCACCCAUGAUUACCAAUGGCGACGGACUCUACGAGGCAAAUCUACGACUUGUUCUCCGUUACUUGAAACACGUCAACAAAGAGUCCAAACGUCAAGGCGCCCUUGACUCUUCCAUCAAAGUCUCGCAGCACUGUGCUAUGAUCAAACAACUUCAUGACAUGGACGGUUGGCCAGCAAAGAUGUCCCUACCUUUUGAAAUCCCCAAGGGCAUCAAGGAAGUUGCGCAGAAAGUCUCCACGGCAGAAGAAUUGAGACUGUCAUUGAAUGCAGCUUGGCCGACCACUUACACCGACACAUCUGCAGCAAAUGCAAGCACCAAUGCCGCUUCGGCUCUCCCAGUCGCUUCUUCGAACACUGGAGCAACCAAGGCCCCGUCAAAGGCCCGUCCCCAGCACGUCAUACAAGCUAUCUGGGCAAAUCACCUCAAUAGGCGCGAACGAAAGACUGUUGCUCCUUUGACCACCACGGCGAAAGGUCCUGUUUCUGACACAACUAUCGCAGCCGAGCUUGUCGAAAAUGAACAAGUCAUCACCACUGAAGAUAAAGACACCAUCUCAACCGAGGCUUGCACAAAAGAGACCACCAGUGCUGAAGCCGCCAGUGUUGUUGAAGCCGCCAGUGUUGUUGAAGCCGCCAGUGUUGUUGAAGCCGCCAGUGUUGUUGAAGCCGCCAGU
Fonsecaea multimorphosa CBS 102226 is the source of this 777-nucleotide messenger RNA. RefSeq lists its product as uncharacterized. The transcript has 2 exons. The annotation marks the transcript as partial. Lineage: Eukaryota; Fungi; Ascomycota; Eurotiomycetes; Chaetothyriales; Herpotrichiellaceae. The record is from RefSeq and is a predicted model, not a curated record.